Molecule: messenger RNA, 4005 nt
Organism: Callithrix jacchus (white-tufted-ear marmoset)
Lineage: Eukaryota; Metazoa; Chordata; Mammalia; Primates; Cebidae
Gene: CYP8B1
Product: cytochrome P450 family 8 subfamily B member 1
Molecular function (GO): sterol 12-alpha-hydroxylase activity; heme binding; iron ion binding
Source: RefSeq, a predicted model, not a curated record
CCAUAACUCUCGGCCACAGGGCAAGGUCCAAGUCCUCAGACCUUUACAUCCUGGACUUUCCAAGGCCUCCCAAAGCUCUCUGGCACCUAGGGAACAGUGUGUGUCAACAGCUUAAUCUGCAGGAGCAUAACCAUGGUGCUCUGGGGUCCAGUGCUGGGAGCUCUGCUGGUGGUCAUUGUAGGAUACCUGUGCCUGCCAGGGAUACUUCGACAACGCAGGCCCUGGGAACCCCCUCUGGACAAGGGCACCGUGCCCUGGCUUGGCCAUGCCACGGCUUUCCGGAAGAAUAUGUUUGAAUUUCUGAAGCGCAUGAGGACCAAGCAUGGAGAUGUGUUCACAGUGCAGCUAGGGGGCCAGUACUUCACCUUCGUCAUGGACCCCCUCUCUUUUGGCCCCAUCCUCAAGGAUGCACGGAGAAAACUAGACUUCGUCGAAUAUGCAAAAAAACUGGUGCUGAAGGUAUUUGGAUACCAUUCAGUGCAAGGGGACAACGAGAUGAUACACUCAGCCAGUACGAAGCAUCUGAUGGGGGAUGGCCUGAAGGAUCUUAAUGAGGUCAUGCUGGACAGCCUGUCCUUUGUAAUGCUGAAGUCCAAAGGCCGGAGUCUGGAUGCCAGUUGCUGGCAUGAGGACAGCCUCUUUGAAUUCUGCUAUUACAUCUUGUUCACAGCUGGAUACCUGAGCUUGUUCGGCUACACGAAGGACAAGGAGCGGGACCUGCUACAGGCAGGAAAGUUAUUCAAGGGGUUCCGAAAGUUUGACCUUCUUUUCCCCAGGUUUGUCUACUCCCUGCUGUGGCCUCAGGAGCGGCUGGAAGUGGGCCGACUCCAGCGUUUCUUUCACAAGAUGCUCUCUGUGAGACACACCCAGGAGAAGGAUGGCAUCAGCAACUGGCUGUGCAACAUGCUUCAGUUUCUGAGGGAGCAGGGAGUACCCUCAGCGAUGCAGGACAAGUUCAGCUUCAUGAUGCUCUGGGCCUCCCAGGGAAACACAGGGCCUGCCUCUUUUUGGACGCUCUUUUUCCUCCUGAAAUACCCAGAAGCCAUUCAGGCUGUGAGGGAGGAAGCCACCCAGGUCCUGGGUGAGGCCAGGCUGGAGACCAAGCAGCCCUUUGCCUUCAAACUCAGUGCCCUGCAACACACCACAGUCCUGGACAGUGUGGUGGAGGAGACGCUGCGGCUAAGGGCUGCACCCACCCUCCUCAGGAUGGUUCAUGAAGACUAUACCCUGAAGAUGGCCAGUGGGCAGGAAUAUCUGAUCCGCCAUGGAGACAUCCUAGCCCUCUUUCCCUACCUCUCCGUGCACUUGGACCCUGACAUCCACCCUGAGCCCACUGUCUUCAAGUACAAUCGCUUCCUCAACCCUGAUGGCAGCCGGAAAGUGGACUUCUUCAAGGCAGGCAAGAAGACCCGCCACUACACCAUGCCCUGGGGUUCAGGCGUUUCCAUCUGCCCUGGGAGAUUCUUUGCACUCAGUGAGGUGAAGCUCUUUGUCCUGCUUAUGGUCACACACUUUGACUUAGAGUUGGUGGACCCUGAUGCACCAGUACCCCACGUGGACCCGAAGCGCUGGGGUUUUGGCAUGAUGCAGCCCAGCCACGACGUGCGCUUCCGCUACCGCCUGCGUCCCACAGCGUGAGCUCGGCCAAGCCAGCUGCAAAACUGGCCAGAGGGAUUCAAUUGGGUCUUUCACCUCUUUUCACCCCUCUGCAGCCCCAAACCCCCACUGACCACCCCCGCCUCUAGUUCUGCGUAAUCCCUACCUCUGUUCUCCCUGUCCUCGCUCUCUCCCCGCCUACUCAUCUGACAGGGUUAUCAGUCCCUCUUUAAAAUACCAUCUCUCAGAGUGGGUUCUGCUGAACUGUCCUCUCACAGGAAGUCCAGUGGAAGGGGGAGCAUCUGUGGGCAGCUUGGUUUGGGAGAUGAUGCCCGCCUUGAGAAGUCCUGUAGGACAGACCCUGGUUCCUCCCAGACGUGAGUAACGUGGCAUCUUGCAAAUGUCAGCCUCCAACCUCCCACCUUGCUUUAUUUUUUUCAGCAGCACUUAUUCCACAUCCUAUGGAAUUCAGGUUCUAGAACAGUGCCAUACAAUAGAAAUAUGACACAAGCCACAUGUGUAGUGAGUUCUUUGGGGUGUCUGUUUUGAGACAGAGUCUCGCCCUGUGCCUCAGACUAUAGUGCAGUGGUGCUGCUCACUGCAACCUCCACCUCCUGGGUUCAAGCGAUUCUCCUGCCUCAGCCUCCUGAGUAACUGGCAUUACAGGUAUGUCCACCUCACCCAGCUAAUUUAGUUUCCCAGCAAACACACUUUUUAAAAGUAAAAUGAAACAAUUCAUUUUUUUAAUAUACUUUACUUAAUCCAAUAUAUCCAAAAUAUUGGCAUUUCAGCAUGAUCACGAUCGAAGAUUGUAACGAAAUAGUUUUUACAUUCCCUUUCCCAGGGAAACACAGGGCCUGCCUCUUUUUGGAUGCUCUUGUUCCUCCUGAAACACCCAGAAGCCAUUCAGGCCAUGAGGGAGGAAGGCACCCAGGUUCUGGGUGAGGCCAGGCUGGAGACCAAGCAGCGCUUUGCCUGUUUGUUUUGAGACAGAGUCUCGCCCUGUGCCUUUCUUCAGCGUCUAGUAUGUACUGUUCUCUUGCAGCUCUUCUCAGCCCAGACUAGCCACAUUCCAAGUGCUCAAGGGCUGUAUGUGCCCUAUCGGAUAGCACAGGUCUAGAGAAGUGAUGCAUUUUCUUUUGUUUUGGUUUGGUUUGGUUUUUUUUUUUUUUUUUUUUGAGACAAAGUCUUGGUCUAUUGCUCAGGCUGUAGUACAGUGGUGUGAUCUUGGCUCACUGCAACCUCUGCCCCCUGGGUUCAGGUAAUUCUCCUGCCUCAGCCUCCUGAGUACCUGGGACUACAGGUGUGCACCACCUACCCGGCUAGUUUCUGCGUUUUUACUAGAGAUGAGGUUUCACCAUGUUGACCAGGCUGGUCUCGACCUCCUGACCUAAGGUGAUCCACCCUCCUCAGCCUCCCAAAGCUCUGGGAUUACAGGCAUGAGCCAUUGCACCCAGCCAAGAUGCCUUUAAUGUAGGAAUUAUUCAAGAUCCCUCCUCAGUGCCCAUGUCUCCCCCACCUCAGGGUGAUCCAAACCCUCCCUUGGUUUCCAUGAUCAUUGCUGAACUCAAAGCUUUCUCCUGCCCCCAGACCUCCAGACCCCCAUGGGAGUCUCCUAGCACCUCUGACUCAGCUUGGCCAAUGCAGAACUUGGCAUCUGAGCCCCUGACUCUUCCCUGAACCACUCCUCCUCCUGAUUUCCCUGCUGUCUCUGCUCAGAACCCUACCAUUCACCCCAUCUCCCAAAGCAGAUACCAGAGACCCCCUCACUCCCUCCUCCUCUUUCACCCUCAUACAAGCAGGCCCCCAUGCUGUCAGCACAACCCCAUGUGAUGCCUCUGAAAUGUGUCCCCUCUUCCCUUCUCCUACUGUCAUUCUUAUACCUGUGACCUCUGCAUUUCUCUUCUACGCUGCUGCCAGAGACCUUUUGCCAAAAGCACUCCUGUUUGUCACUCUUUUACUCUUCUGGUUCCCCUUUGACUUCACGUGCAUGACAUUAAAAUUUUGUCAGUUGGUCCCGCUUGCCUUCACAUACCCGAUGUUUAAAUUUUGUCACGGUUGGCCUACAAACUUCUCAAUCCAGUGCAAUUCAACUUUGUCAAUUUUCUCCAGUGAAACCAUCCCUAAAGUAGAGGCAUUGCUUUUCCUGCCCAUCCCAGUACCAGCUACUCCUUCCUGGAACCCUUCCUGGAUAUCACUCAUCUCAUCCUCUGGCCAGAAAUGGCCUCCGAACCCUGGAGCUCCCACAGCACCAUUGGCAUCACAGCAUAUCUGCUACGUGUCAUUGCUUUCUGUGUCUUGGUUUCCUCCUGCUGCCCACAUCCCCAGACUGGAGCCUACUGGGACAUGGUGUUUUAUUCAUUUCUGACCUCCAAUUCCCUAAGUGGAGAUUAAAUGUUAGAAACCUGA